Molecule: messenger RNA, 792 nt
Organism: Ruditapes philippinarum (Manila clam)
Lineage: Eukaryota; Metazoa; Mollusca; Bivalvia; Venerida; Veneridae
Product: tyramine beta-hydroxylase-like
Exons: 6
Biological process (GO): dopamine catabolic process; octopamine biosynthetic process; norepinephrine biosynthetic process
Cellular component (GO): secretory granule membrane
Molecular function (GO): dopamine beta-monooxygenase activity; copper ion binding
Source: RefSeq, a predicted model, not a curated record
AUGAUAUUACCCGAAGAAGCGGGAUUCCCGCUAGGUGGCGCUGAUUUUUCACGAUAUGUUCUGUUGGAAAUUCAUUAUAACAAUCCAGAUAAAAUAGCAGGUAUGAUAGACGCUUCAGGUAUUCGUUUCUAUGUGACGUCAUCGUUACGUCAUAAUGACGCUGGAAUUAUGGAGCUAGGUUUAGAAUAUACAAAUAAGAUGGCUAUUCCCCCAAGGCAAGACAACUUCUCUUUGACCGGCUAUUGUAUCGCGGAAUGUACGAAAAAGGGGUUGCCACCAGAGGGCAUUUUCAUCUAUGCAUCUCAGCUGCACACCCAUUUGACAGGACGCCGCGUUUACACAAAGCACGUGCGUAAUGGCGUCGAACUUCCGGAAUUAAAUCGAGACAACCAUUAUAGUCCACACUUUCAGGAAAUUCGGAGACUUCCGACUCCUGUGAAAGUUUUGCCAGGUGAUGCUCUUGUUACAACAUGUGAAGACAGAACAACGGACAGAGAAAAUGCUACCAUAGGCGGUUUCGCUAUUACAGAUGAAAUGUGCGUGAAUUAUGUGCACUAUUACCCAUCUACCAACCUUGAAGUGUGCAAAAGCUCUGUUUCUUCACGAGCUUUGAAGGAGUUCUUUUCCUUUAUGAACAAUUGGGAUUUAGACAAAACCUCUCCUACACAGGGAGAUAGAGCUAAUUAUCAGUCCAUUAGAUGGACACCACUAACAACACUCUUGCUAAAGACAAUGUAUAUGACGUCACCAAUAUCAAUGCAGUGCAAUCAGUCUGAUGGAAAUAGAUUUCCG